Wyeomyia smithii (pitcher-plant mosquito) is the source of this 805-nucleotide messenger RNA. RefSeq lists its product as uncharacterized. NCBI's taxonomy places the organism in Eukaryota, Metazoa, Arthropoda, Insecta, Diptera, Culicidae. The record is from RefSeq and is a predicted model, not a curated record. Bases 228 to 749 code for a protein of 173 amino acids. The transcript has 2 exons.
CGCCGAUGAGUUUGACGAAGACGACGGCGGCGCCACCAACGACUGCAUAGCGGACGCUACCAGCAGAGUUGUGUUGCGAUCUACUGGGGCCUUAGAGAAACAAUUUGCUCAGCUUAGAUAUAAAGUUCGUUGGUCAAGUGCUAGGCAUAGGCAUUCGGUAGUGUUCUUUGGAAAGCGCAACAGUGCCAGAACAGUGCGGAAGAACAGUCUUCUAGUGUAGAACAACAAUGCUUAGGCUAAGUGCUGUGUGUGUGAUUCUGGUGCUAGUUGCUGGAACGCUGGCAGAGUCUCCGGCGUCGGGUGGAUAUCCGGAUCGCCGAAAUGGUAACGGGAAUGGCGGAGGACAUGGUGGCGGUGGAGGUGCUGGCGGAGGUGGCGGCGGUUAUCAGCAGGUGCCUAGUGGACAGCAGACCUCCGAGGGACAAAAUGUUGAGCCACAACUUCUUGAAAUGUUAAAGAUGAUAUUGCUUCAGCAUGAGGGUGAAUCCUCCAAUGGUAACGGCAAUGGCCACGGUGGCGGAGGAAGCGGAGGACCUUACGGAUCGUAUGGUCCACCCGCUGGCAGCUCUUCUCAGGGCCGCGUUACUGGAAUCGAACUGGGGGAUCCUAAACAGAGUAUACAGGUAGCGGAGUUCUGGCAGGGAGGUCCUGAACAGGGCGCCCCGGGUGGUUCUUACGAUGCUCCAGCACCGAGCGGUUCAUAUGGUGCGCCGAGCGAUUCGUAUGGUGCGCCACUAGGUAGGAAAUAAAUUAUUUAAUAACUUAAACUGUCAAUUCAGAAAAAAAUAAAUUUGUCACCGUAAAA